Messenger RNA from Bipolaris oryzae ATCC 44560, 423 nucleotides. RefSeq lists its product as uncharacterized. Bases 1 to 423 code for a protein of 140 amino acids. The transcript is spliced from 2 exons. The record is from RefSeq and is a predicted model, not a curated record. Gene Ontology annotation, molecular function: carbon-sulfur lyase activity. NCBI's taxonomy places the organism in Eukaryota, Fungi, Ascomycota, Dothideomycetes, Pleosporales, Pleosporaceae.
AUGUCCCUCCCCACCCUCCCCUCCCCCUCCGCCCCAACAGCAUCCUACAACGCAUCCUGCCACUGCGGCGCCUUCACCUACACCGUCACCGCAUCCCCACCGCUCUCCGCCACAGACGCAGUGAUAAAACAGUGCAAUUGCAGUAUCUGCGAGCGAAACGGGUACAUGUUCAUCUAUGUGGCGAAUGAGCAGGUAGUAUUUGAAAAGGGGGCGUUGGAGGAAUUUAAGUGUUACUCGUUUGCUUCGAAUAAAGUAGGACAUUACUUCUGUGGCACGUGCGGGUCCUCUUGUAUGUUGAGGUCAAAGGACGAGAAUUUUAUGCCGGGCAUUACGGGCAUCAAUGUGCGGAUGUUGCAGGAUGUGGAUUUGGAGAAGGUGAAAGUGGAGCAUAUGGAUGGGAAGAGUUUCCAAGCGGGGGUUUAA